UACUUGCUUAUUCUAAAGACGAAGGAGGCAGGAAGAAGUACACGAGCGCCGCUGACAUAGAAUCUGUUUUGUCAUAAAACAUUAUUUUCAUGUCAACUAAUACGCCGGCGAUAAAGAAGCUGCAUCGGGACUUUCUAAUCUUGGGUUGUUGUCGUUUUUCUGGCAAGGAUGUCUUUCAGAAGAGUAACAAAGCUAAUGUGUGGGCUAGCGGGCGGUUCUGCGCUUCUUGUGGCAAUGGCAGAAUCGAAAGGAUAUCUGGAGAGACCAAGCCACGCUGAAAGUUCGAAGAUCUGGACUGCCCUCGCAGUUCUUCAAGCAGCACAACCUCAGUCUUGGUCAACAGGCCAGGACUACAGUAGGACUACCUGGGACAAUAAUUGGGAUAGGCGUGACCCCUUGUCACUCACAAAUGGAAAGAAGAGAAGGAACAGCAAAGAGAGUACCAACGACGAACCGAUAACAGAAUUGGAGAAUAACAAACCUAAAGCUACUCGACACAUCUUCUUAAUCCGUCACUCUCAGUACAAUCUGAACGGGACAGUUGACAAGGAAAGGGUCCUAACUCCUUUAGGCCGAGAGCAAGCCGAGUUUACAGGCCAGCGAUUGGCUGCCCUGGGGCUGAAGUAUGAUGUUUUGAUCCACUCAACGAUGACCCGUGCCACAGAAACUGCCAACAUUAUAAGCAAACACCUGCCAGAUGUGGAUCUGGUAAGCUGUGACCUGUUAAGAGAGGGCGCUCCCAUUGAGCCAGUACCACCCAUUUCCUGGAAACCAGACUGCGUGUACCACGAGGACGGGGCUCGCAUCGAGGCAGCUUUCCGCCGCUACAUCCACCGCGCUGACGCCAAGCAGACUGAGGACAGCUACGAGAUUAUCGUCUGUCACGCUAAUGUCAUUCGCUACUUCGUGUGCAGAGCGCUGCAGUUUCCUCCGGAGGGGUGGCUGCGUCUCGGCCUGAACAACGGUAGCAUCACCUGGGUCACCAUCAGACCGAGCGGUAGAGUAGGACUGAGGAUGAUGGGAGACUCGGGAUUCAUGCCCCCUGAUAAACUCACCCGUACUUAAGGCAUCUCCAGCACUGAUCGCCAAAAUAUGCCUCAUACCCGACCCAACUGGGCCUGACUUGCUGAAACCGUUAUCUCCGCAGAAGACCUGGUAGCGUUCAGUCGAAAUAAUUUUUUGAAAAAAUUUUUUGUAUGGAAAUAUGUAUUUGGACAAUGUAUUUUACACCAUGCCAUUUGUAUGUUAAUUUAUGAAACUAUACUUUAUUGGUCAUAUGUUCUGGGAAUAAACCUGAAUAUUAGAACGGUUAUGAUGGUCCUCUUUAAUCAAUCCGUACACUUUAUAUAAAAGUAGUGCACUUGUGCUUUAAUUCAUUCCCAAGCAGUUUACAUAAUUCUGUCAAAAAUGCAAUAACCCGAUGCUCCAUUAUAAUGUAGCCUGAAGCAAUGCAAACAUGCAAAAGUGCUGAGUUAGGUGUGAAUAGAUACUGUGUCUGGAGCAGUCCAUACAAUACAACAGACAUAACAAAUUAACCACUGUGCAAAAUAUAAAACUCAACAGGUAACAUCAGCUUCAUGAGAUUAAUCAUUGAAACCAGUAUCAUAGUUAUUAAUAGAGGACUGUUGACCCAUGUCAGCACAAGUCGUUUUGUUAUUCUCAACAACGAUGCAGCAGUAUUUAUAGAAAGCUUUGGUGACACUCCAUCCGAUUGUCUGUGUAAGAAAUCAGGGAUCUCUUAUGUGCUUACGUUGAUCACAAUCAGUAUAUCAUCUAUUGCCUUAUUAUCUGUUCAUGUAUUCUGUUUUAUUAUUUAGACAUAUCCACUCCUACUGUAACACAUGUUGAGAUGACAGUCCAGGAUCUAUGAUGUAGUUUCUGCCCGAUGGAAUAAAAAAAAACACCUGUUGGCUGUA
Messenger RNA from Osmerus eperlanus (European smelt), 1916 nucleotides. RefSeq names its product serine/threonine-protein phosphatase PGAM5, mitochondrial-like. Lineage: Eukaryota; Metazoa; Chordata; Actinopteri; Osmeriformes; Osmeridae. The record is from RefSeq and is a predicted model, not a curated record. The transcript has 6 exons. Gene Ontology annotation, biological process: positive regulation of mitochondrial fission; peptidyl-threonine dephosphorylation. Gene Ontology annotation, molecular function: protein serine/threonine phosphatase activity. Bases 169 to 1065 code for a protein of 298 amino acids. Gene Ontology annotation, cellular component: mitochondrion.